Messenger RNA from Ictalurus punctatus (channel catfish), 2534 nucleotides. It is a transcript of the gene myadmb, whose product is annotated as myeloid associated differentiation marker b. The record is from RefSeq and is a predicted model, not a curated record. NCBI's taxonomy places the organism in Eukaryota, Metazoa, Chordata, Actinopteri, Siluriformes, Ictaluridae. The coding region runs from base 211 to 1092 and encodes 293 amino acids. The transcript is spliced from 2 exons. Gene Ontology annotation, cellular component: membrane.
UUUCACUCUCUCUCUUUCUCUUGCACUGUAAACUCCCAACACUGAGCUCACAUUGAAUAACAUACACUCUCACACACACACACACACUUUUACACACACACACACAGUCAGAGCUCAGAGACUCCACGAGGCACCGAGAAGAUCAGAUCAGACAUCCUUUUUCCCAACAACCCAGCAGCAGAGAUCAGGCGUGUCUGAGACCUUCCCAUCAUGCCGGUGGUGUUCCGUUCCUCCCCAUUGAUGUGGUCGCGGGUGGCGGCUAUGGUGUUUGCGUGUGUGGCGUUUAGCGUAGCACUGUACGGUGCACAGAUGGGGCACGGUACCGGAGACUGGUGUGUGUUCUGCUGGAGCUUCAGCUUCGCUGGGACACUACUGAUCCUCCUGGUGGAGAUCUGUGGCCUGCAGUCUCGCGCUCCUGUCUCCUGGAAAAACUUCCCCAUUACCUUCGCCUGCUAUGCCUCUCUGCUCUGUCUGUCCGCCUCCAUCAUCUUCCCCCUGUUCUUCCUGAAAGGCUACGGGGGACGCGAGGAAUACGUCAACUGCCGCAUCGUCUCCACUGUCUUCUCAUGCCUCGCCACGCUCGCCUACUUCAGCGAGGUCAGCCUGAGCAAGGCGCGUCCAGGUGAGGUGUCCGGCUACAUGGCUACAGCGCCAGGCAUUCUGAAAGUCUGUGAGACCUUCAUUGCCUGUGUCAUCUUCGUUUUUAUCAGCGAUCCGGUGUCUUAUAACCAGAAUGCAGCAACAAAAUGGUGUCUCUCGGUCUACUGCAUCUGCUUCAUCCUAUCAGCGGCCAUCAUCAUCAUGUGCAUCGCUGAGUGGACCGGAUUGCUCCCAGUAUCCUUCCCACGCUUCCUUUCCACGUAUGCUCUGCUUGCCGUGGCGAUGUAUCUCUCUGCCACCAUCAUCUGGCCCAUUUACAAGUUUGAUGACAAACACGGGGGGAGCAGCCACCGGCCGAAUCAGUGCAGCUCCUUCAUGGGGCUCUGUGUGUGGGAUAAGAUGUUAGCCAUCGCUGUCCUCACAGCAAUAAACUUCCUGCUGUAUCUUGCAGACCUGAUCUAUUCAGCCAGGCUUGUCUUUGUUACAGUUUAAUCAAGGAACAACCUCGCCUCCACUUCCAAUACCCUUUCUGCUCAGCCACCAUUAAAUUACCGUUAUUAGCUUGAAUGAAGUGCGUUAGAUUAGCAUACUCUGACAUCACUGUAAUCUUUAUGUUUCUUUUCUAAAGCUGUUUACAAAAGAUCAAUAAAAUUCUUCAAAAUUAAACUGUUAUGAAGCUGGCUAAGCAGGCAACCAGGUAAUUUGCAGGCUCACUAGUUAGCAAAGCAGAUUAUUCUAGCUAGGUAAGACAUCACACUAGCUGGUUAGUUAAGUGUGAAGUGUUCCUCAAUCGCAGUGUUUAGAGGAAGUCUAUGAGGGCAGAGUUGGGCACAGUAUUGGGAAGUGGGCGUGGUUUCAUGGUCAGUGUGGUGUCAGUGUGCCACUUAUGCUAGCCUCUCUUUCUUGCUCUUUCUGUGACCUCAAACACACUGUGUGGUAAAGCUUCAUUUAUCAGUGUUCAUUUUUCAGAGUUACUUUUUUAGAGUUAUGUGGUUUCACCUCGUUUUCAGCAAUCGUAUUACACCAAAGAUUUCUGUGCAUCAGAGCAAUUUUAAAAGAAAAUGUCACAAUCCAAGUUGCUAGUUUUAGAGCUUGUUUAAUUUGUAUGCAUUUAAAACGAACUUUUUAUUAUUAUUAUUAUUAUUAUUUUUUUUUUACAAUUACAGCUUAGUUAGGUUUAUUAUGAAUAUGUUAGCACAUUUAUCUCUCUGAAAAUCGAUGCUCUCUCACAUUAGCAACGAUUAGCACAUUGACUGAAUCUGUGUGUUAUGGUAAUUGUUAUGAAGUAGCAUGUAGCGCUGCUGCUUAUGGAUCAGUGCAGAACUGUGUUCACUUUUCACCAUCAAGUAUUUAAACACAACUCCAGAUAAAAACCAGGUGAAGAAUUACAUGUAUAUUCUGACUUAUCAUGAUUUUUACACAGUGUGACCGAGCUAGAGAAUGCUAACUGAUACUGACACUUGAUAUAAUGCAGCAUGUAUUGCUAAUGCACUGGUGCUAAUACCUUAGUAAGAAACAUGUGGUAACUAGUGCUAAUUUUAUAGUCACUGACUUAACAAAUAAUUCAAAAUAAAACAACAAUAACACCAACAUUCUUUUACUCAGUUCAGGGAUUUUGGAUGGCGGCCAUUUUAUAAAAACUGAAAAUAGUCAUGUGAUUAAAUUCUGGUCAUGUAAUUGGUCAGAAGUUACUGCUAACGCUAUUAGCUAAAUGCUCAGUUAUCUCUAUCUGUAUGAUUUUAGCUCCACAGUCAGAUGAAUUUUGUAUAUUCUGACAUAUAAUUUCACAUGUUAGCCAAAUGACUUAAAAUACAAAUGUAAAGACAAUAAGGAAGAAUUGCAUGUACAUUGUGAUAUGUUGUGAUUGUGACAGUGUGUCCGUGUUUUUCAAUAUAUUCUGCUUUCAAAAUAAACACGACUGAAUCAGUAUUACA